ACAACACACAUGCCAGAACGGUUCUAUUUGCAUGUACCAUGUACGUAAUUUUAUAUUUACCAUUUAAAUGUGACCUACAAAAGAUUUACUGAAGAGAUAACUACACUCGGUUGUAUGGAUCUAUAAGGCAGUGGGCAUGGCUUGUAUCAUAGAAUCAUUCAAUAAGGAAGAUAUUCAUUGUCGCCAAGAUGGCGCCGAUGAUAUAUACACUGUAUGGGUUUGCGAUACUUUUCUUCGUAUUUUGGUGUGGAAAAUGGAUAGUACAUUUUACUGCUAUAUUUUAUGGAAAAUGGAAACUACAUAAAAAAGUUUCUCAAUUGCCAUGUGAAACUCCUUAUCCAGGUGUAUCAAUCUUGAAACCGUUGAUGAGUGUAGACCCAAAUUUAUUUAGCAACCUAGAAACUUUCUUCACAAUGAAUUAUCCUGUGUAUGAACUUUUGUUUUGUAUUGAAGAUGAGAGUGAUCCUGCUGUCAUGGUAGUAAUGCAACUUAUAAAGAAAUAUCCAUCUGUAACUUCUAGAUUAUUUACUGGUGGUUCCAAUGUUGGUGUAAAUCCAAAAAUUAACAAUAUGCAACCAGGUUUCACAGCAGCAAAGUAUGAACUCAUACUUAUAUCUGACAGUGGAAUAAGAAUGAAAGAAGACACGCUAUUGGAUAUGGUUUCAUGCAUGACAGAAGAUGUUGGUCUUGUACACCAGAUGCCAUUUACGUGUGACCGUGAUGGUUUCGCAGCUACAUUGGAAAAGGUUUAUUUUGGUACUGCACAAGCACGCAUCUAUUUAGUUGCUGAUUUUCUCCAAGUGAAUUGUCAUACAGGGAUGUCUGCUCUGAUGCGCAAAGCACUAAUUAAUGAAGUUGGAGGAAUUGAAGCAUUCAGCUGUUAUUUGGCAGAAGAUUUCUUUCUUGCCAAGUCAUUAAAAGAAAGGGGUUGGAGGAUGUGUGUCAGCAGUCAACCAGCGUGGCAGAACUCUGGUGUGUGUGAAAUAAACAGUUUUCAGGCUCGAUUGACCAGAUGGGCGAAAUUGCGGGUUGCCAUGGUACCUCAUACCAUUCUUCUGGAACCCUUGUCAGAGUGUAUGGUAAUAGGAGCAUGUGCAUCAUGGGCUGUCUCCUUCCUAUUUAGAUGGGAUCCUCUAGUUUUCUACUUGGUGCACAUCCUCGUCUGGUUUCUUCUCGACUGGAUCUUGCUUUCUAUUAUUCAGAAUGGCUCUUUACCCUUUAACAAAUUUGAUUUUGUUAUGGGGUGGCUAUUUCGAGAAUGUAGCAGUCCGUAUUUGUUCCUUCAUGCUCUUUGGGAUCCAGCAAUAAGAUGGCGUACACGGACCUACAAACUUAAGUGGGGUGGUGUUGCUGAAGAACUUAAACCCAAGGUGAAAGUGUGAAGUGUAAGUGUGUGAGUCAGUACUUAUAGACGAAGUACCAGCAAGUGAGAAAAAACGUUACUGAAGAAACAUACUGUCUUAAAUAUAGGAUUAAUUAUCAUGUGUGGCAACAAACUAUUGUAGCACAACCAUCACAAGUGAUCAAAUGCAGCUGUGUUUUCAGAAAACAAAUUGUAUUUGGUGAUAAAAUGAUCGACCAUAAUAUAUAUAUAUAUAUACAUAUUGAAAGUUAUAUUUUAAAAGUUAUGGCUGUCCGUCCAUACAGUAUGUAAAUACGUCUGCAUUCAUAGAGCAUCAUAAUUUCCAAGCAGUGUGAAGCGUAGUGCGUACAGGUCUGAUACUAUUGUAAACACAGUCUUUUUCUAAACUCUUUCCACUGUCUGGACUUUCAACUGUGGAAGAAAUGAGCAAUUGUAAACAUAAGUUGACAAAAUCAUAGAGAAACUACGAACAUAAUUUGAUAUUGUCUUUCAGUUUUGUUAGGCUAUAACAUUUUUUGUACUGUCCACUAACUUAUGUCCCUUUAUAUUUGUGAUGAAUUUUGCUGUAUAAUGUAAAUGAAGACAGCACUGCACCUAAAGCACUGCUUCUGCCAGCAUUCUUGUAAUGUGUUUCAUAUACUGCUACUAGCGUAGGAUGAUGAACACCUACAGAGUGUUCUAUGAGUUUGGAUCCAUAGGUAAUAUAGGAAUAAUGACACAGUUUGUUACAAGAUAUACUCGGUAUGUCACCACUCACACUGAUGCAAACAUUUUUGUCAGUCCCAGAGAAUGGGACAAAUUGUUUAUGGUAUGUCACUGGAUGCAGUGAUAAAUUGUUUUUGAAGACAUUCAACAUUGUUUACUUAAACAGCUUACAGCUAAGCUGUAGGAUUACCCCAUGGGUGAAAGUUGAGAAGUUUAAUGUUGGGAUCAUGGUGGUCAUUCCAUUUGUCCCUGUCUUCCAAUCCAGUGUUGAGGAAGCUGUUCGUCUAUCUGUUCUUUGGCCAACAUACAUUUCCAAUUGUUUCAGACUUAAAUGUGAUACCUGUAGUGUACUGUUUGGAUGAUUAUAAAAUUGGCAUUAAAUGCAGGUAACCUGAUAGAACAAACAUUGUUAUGUUAAAUUUAUGUCUGGUCUGGGUCUUGUAAAUAAUUAUUAAUUAUGAAAGAAUGAACCAAAUUAUAAUUUUCACUGUGCUGAAUUUUCUUAACCUCCAGGUGGAGUGAGUGCACACUCUGAAGUUACUUGUUGUAUCUUUUGUUAUGAAGUGGUUUUGCUGUCAUAAAAUCAGUCAAAUUUGAUGCUGAGCCUAUUCCAGAAUUUUUAGAAUGUUUCUAUAUCUUCAUAGAUACAUUAUGCUGUAAUUGAACAUUUCACUAAUAAACAAAUAUGAUAUGCAGUUUAUACAUCAGAUUGGAAAGGGAGUAUUUCUCGAUGUGAAUAAUAUUAAAAGCUUUCAUACAUUUUUCUAAGUUAUUUCAAAACUGUUAGUGGAUAUUUUGUGCAUCUCAUAAGAAGUUAAUGUAAUAUACAGGCAUACCUCAUUUUAUUAUGCUUCACUUUAUUGCGCUUCGCAGAUAUUGCGUUUUUUACAAAUUGAAGGUUUGCUGCAACCCUGCGUUGAGCAAGUCUAUUGCCGCCAUUUUUCCAACAGCAUGUGCUCACUUCGUGUGUCUGUGUCACAUUUUGGUAAUUCUAGCAAUAUUUUAAACUUUUUCAUUAUUAUUAUAUCUGUUAAUAGACUGCAGUAUAGUGUAAACAUAACUUUUAUAUGCACUGGGAAACCAAAAAAUUUGUGUGACUCGCUUUAUUGCGGUGGUCUGGAACCGAACCUGUAAUAUCUCCAAGGUAUGCCUGUACUACAGUUUACUGGUGGAAUGUUAAAAUAGAAUAAUGUGCAGGGCAACCUGAUUUGUAGUAAGUUUGUUAGGGAUAUUUAAUAGUUGGUACCAGAUGCUACAAUGAAUAUACUCAUGUCAUCCAUCAUAUUUUUCUCAAUAGGAUAUGUUGUAUAUAAAUUGUAAAAUACAAUUUAAAUUCAGAUGUGCAUUAUCUGUAUUUUAACUGGGGAUGUAAUAUUUAUAUUUUCAGUUUACAGCAGUUGCGUUGUGCACUGCAGAAAUCUAGCAGUUUUCAGUAAUAAAAUACAUUUGUUUAGAUGAUUAUG
This is a messenger RNA of Zootermopsis nevadensis, 3531 nucleotides long. RefSeq names its product ceramide glucosyltransferase (gene GlcT). Gene Ontology annotation, cellular component: membrane. Gene Ontology annotation, biological process: glucosylceramide biosynthetic process. Lineage: Eukaryota; Metazoa; Arthropoda; Insecta; Blattodea; Termopsidae. The record is from RefSeq and is a predicted model, not a curated record. Gene Ontology annotation, molecular function: ceramide glucosyltransferase activity.